Messenger RNA from Bacillus rossius redtenbacheri, 4338 nucleotides. RefSeq lists its product as uncharacterized. The transcript is spliced from 11 exons. Gene Ontology annotation, cellular component: nucleus. Gene Ontology annotation, molecular function: DNA-binding transcription factor activity, RNA polymerase II-specific; RNA polymerase II cis-regulatory region sequence-specific DNA binding. The record is from RefSeq and is a predicted model, not a curated record. Bases 98 to 3415 code for a protein of 1105 amino acids. Gene Ontology annotation, biological process: regulation of transcription by RNA polymerase II. NCBI's taxonomy places the organism in Eukaryota, Metazoa, Arthropoda, Insecta, Phasmatodea, Bacillidae.
ACUACAUCUUUCAUAAACUCACAAGUGCCAAGUAACUAAGUUUUCAUGAACUGACGAGCGCCGAGAGACUACAUCUUUCUAGGACGUCUUUCAACACAUGGAAAGAAUUGGAAAUAAAACAAUGAUGAGUGUGGAGAGCAAGAAGCUGGAGGCGACAGUGUCUAGCAGCAUGGCGACAGCAGACAGCAGUGUGGUGUGUCGCAAGCCUCGAGUGAAGCGGGAGUCUAGCACCUCUUCCUCAACCAUCACUGUGGACAACAAGGGUUCCCCUGCCAGCGCAGCAGACCUGGGGGACUUGCUGAAGGACGAGCCGGGAGACUUCAUUGAAACCCACUGCCACUGGAGGCAGUGUGGCAUAGAGUUCCCCACUCAGGAUGACCUGGUCAAGCACAUCAAUAAUGAUCAUAUUCAUGCCAACAAGAAGUCUUUUGUGUGUCGCUGGGAAGACUGCUCCCGAGAAGAGAAGCCAUUCAAGGCGCAGUACAUGCUGGUUGUCCACAUGCGGAGACAUACGGGGGAGAAGCCACACAAAUGCACUUUCGAGGGCUGCUGGAAGGCGUACUCGCGCCUGGAGAACCUCAAGACACACCUGCGAUCGCACACGGGUGAGAAGCCAUACAUGUGCGAGUACCCCGGCUGCAGCAAGGCAUUCAGCAACGCCUCAGACCGCGCCAAGCACCAGAACAGAACACACUCCAGCGAGAAACCAUACGUGUGCAAAGCGCCAGGCUGCACCAAGAGGUAUACAGACCCCAGCUCGCUGAGGAAGCACGUAAAGACGGUGCACGGAGCAGAGUUCUAUGCCAACAAGAAGCACAAAGGAGCUGGUGAUAGCACAGACGAUGCAACAGGUGGCGCAAGUGGCCUACUAGACUCCAGUCCACGCAGCGAGGAGAUGAGUGGCAAGACAGCUAGUGUGUCCAGCCCCAGCGUCAAAUCCGAGGAGCCGGGAUCUCCAGUCCAACAGGCCAGUCCGCUAGGCUCGGCUCAUUGUGGCUCUGGAGCCCUGGACGAGCCAAUCAGUGACUGCAAUGUCUCUACUACCAACGAGGAACUCUCGGCAAUGUCAACUUUUGUCGAUUCCAGCGACUGGAUCAGCGAAAACCAGGAGAUCGAGCUGCCCGAGAUGCCUGUAGCUGUGCAAGCAGCUGUGACAACGGGUGAACAGCCUGGAAGCCGCUUCCUGUCCGACAGGAGCACCCAGCACCAUCUCAAGAGCCGGCUGCAGGUUAAGGGGGUGUCCGUUAUGCCCCAACUGUCAUUUGUCGUGGGGACAAGGAAAACUACAAGUGGGGCGAACAUACGAGAGCUGAACCGUCGAAUCACAGAUCUUAAAAUGGAGGGCAGCAAGCACAUUACAUCGCCAUCACAUCAAACCCAAAUGUUAGAUCUGCAACUGCAACAGGCCAACUCGCGCCGCGACAGCAACAGCACUGUCAGCACCUGUUACGGCAGCAUGAAGUCGAGUGAGAUGGGCUCCAGUCGCCGCAGCAGCCAAACCAGCCAGGUGUCAGGGUGCGUUCGUACGGCAAGCGGGCCUGUUAGUUCGUUGUACGACCCCAUCUCCGCGGGCAGCUCCCGGCGCUCCAGCCAGAUGAGCAGCGCAGGCUCAAGUGGCCUGCACAGAGCCCAGGUCUACUCUACCUCCAACCUCGUCGUCCAGACGGCAAGCAUGUCGUUGGGCGGCGGAGACUGCAGGCGAGCUUCAGAUCCGUGUCGAAAGACAGAGCGCCACGCCUUAUUGCCGCGCCCCAGUAGCGUGGUGCUCCCGGCGCUAGCACCACUCCCUGGCGACCUGCACCCCAACCAAGAGGUUGUUCUGGACGAGGUGGCCGAGGGUGAGAUGGUGGAGAACAAGCUGGUGAUCCCUGAUGACAUGGUACAGUACCUCAACCAGGUUGCCGGGAGCAGUAAAGGUGAAGACCCAAAUAGGUCAUCUAAUAACGCUGAGGCUACCUGUACUUCCUCACACUGCUCAACAGGAAAUACGAACAACAACCAUGCAGCCAGUUCUACAAGUACAUUUGCCCCCACUGUACAGGGAGCUUACAGCUGUACCAACUACACUGGCAGCUGUCACUCUCAGUCAGGCUUCAGUGCGUGUGGUCAUCCUGGUAAUGUGGGCUCUAACUACUGCCACACAAAGCAGCCUCACACAAGUCCUGCUCAGGAGUCCAACAUUAGUGUGAUGGUUCGCGGUCACCAUGGAAGUCCAACUUACUGCCAGGGAGGCUCGACCAGGUGCGCUGGCCAGUGCCAGGCUGCACCGAGCGCCAGCUUCCAAGUGCCAUCCACGCCCCUGGGCAACAGCUCUCGAUGUCAGUCUCUGCCCAGCCCGGCACAAGGCAACCACGGCUUCAUGCCGACGAGUCCCGUGCAGAACGGCUACUGCAGCGAAGUGAUCCGGCAGCCCAUGACGAGCCCAGUGGCCGGCACGCCAGCCAAUCGGCACCACCUGCCGACCAUGCAGUCGGCUCAGUUGAACAGGACCGGGACAGCAGGAGGCUAUGGCAGCUGCUACCAACAGCACAGGUGCACUCACUUGCAGCAGCAGGUGCCAUCAUCAGAGUGCACCAACUGCUGCCAGUCACAUCACCAUCACCACCAUCACAGCCAGCCACAGAACUGGAGUGGUUACGGCCACGCGCAUAUGGAGCCUCCGCCCCCUUACCUGCAGUCGGGUGGCACAUCAUGUUCAGAUCAUCCCCCCUUUCUACAGGCAAGUGGUACACAGUGUGUGAGCAAGCCCUCUUACCUGCAUCCGAGUGGCACACCUUGUGCAGGAAGGCCUCCCUACAUGCAGCCGAGUGGCAUGCCAUGUGCAGGCAGGCCUCCCUACAUGCAGCCGAGUGGCAUGCCAUGUUCAGGAAGGCCACCUUACCUGCAGCAGGGUAGCACACCAUGUGCGAGCAAGCCUCCCUACCUGCCACCGGGUAGCACACCGUGUGCGGGCAAGCCUCCGUACCUGUCGCAGAGUGGCACACCAUGUGUGGACAAGCCUCCCUACCAGCAGCAAAGUGGCACACCGUGUGCAGGCAAGCCACCCUACCUGCAGCCGAGUGGCUCACCGUGUGCGGGUAAUCCACCCUACCUGCAGCCGAGUGCCAUGCCAAGUGUGGACAAACCCCAUUAUCAGUGCGCUGCAGUGCCGGAGAUACAGUGCCGGGACAUCAGCCAGUCGUGCACCAAGGUGUGUGCUGUGCGUGGCAUGCAGAAGGAUGCAUACCAGCGCACCCUGGAGUACGUGAAGCAGUGCCAGUCAUGGGCAGGCAGCGAGAGUGUGUCGAGCACCACGCAAAGCAGGCACACCAACACCACCAACACCAACAACACCACCAACAUGGUGGUCAACGACAUGACCACAUCUCUCACGUCCCUCCUCCAAGAGAAUCGAUACUUGCAAAUGAUGCAGUGAUACCUGUGAUACCUACCUGCUACACAAACACAAAAACAAUUUUAUGAAAAAUUACCAAAGUGACUUCUACUUAAAUGUUAACUGUUAAACAAAAAUAUAAAUAUAUUUAAGGAAUAAAUAAAAAGAUAAUUAUAUGUACAUUUAAUUUAAAGCUACAUUUCAAGUAUCACUGAAUUGAUAUUACAGCAAUCAAUUUAGAUUGUAGAAUGGCGUGUACAAAGUUUUUUUAGUUAAAAAUGUGACCUGUAAAAUAGUUACUGUCCAAACUUGUUUUUUUGGUUUUUUUUACCAUGGCAUAAGAAUUAUUUUUAGAAUUAUUUGUAAAAAUGAUGUGAUUUAUUUUAAAAAUGUAAAGUGUGUUUUGAUAUUUGGAAAGUCAUUACUAUACAAAGUACGAUUAAAACAAUUUAGAAUAAGCCAGUUGCACAGACAUGUCUAAAUAUGAAUUGUUAGUCUAAACUUUUCAUUCAAAAUUUAUAUUAACACAUGAAAUAUCUAUUUGCGACCAAUGUUCAGCUCUGCAAUGGAACAAUGUAUAAGUAAUUGGAGCAUGGUUCCAUUAAACAUGGCAAUAGCUGGGCUUGGCAUCACGCUGGACCAUCUCUAGGCGUACUCUUCUUGUGAGAGGCAGUGCUCUGUGGAUUUUAAUUUUUGCAACUUUUAUCUAAUGCCAUCUUUGUGUAGCUAGGCUACCCUUGUUAAAAAAAAAAAAACUAUCAUUAACGUACAUUUAAAAUGCAAUUACAUCAAUGUUAUAUUUUAUAAAUGUUUUAAUGUUAUAUUUUGAUCAAUUGUAUAGAAAUUAUUUUAAAAAUGACUUUUGUAUUGUUUAUGAGACAUCUAGAUGUUUUCACAUGGUCAAAAUAACACUUCGUCGCAAUUUGUUUUUACAAUAAACUAUAAAUAAUGUUUUUUUACAUUGA